AUGUCUACGCGCAUGUUGGUCAUUGCGUUUAGCUACCGCCCCAUACAUCGAUCCCACGACUGGUUCAACCACAACAACCCGGUGGCCAUUGCGUACUCAGCAAACCCUAAGAAACUGUCGCACGGACGUUUAAGGAACGGGCAGGCGUCGCAGAAAGAGAUCCGAUAUAAGUGCCGCCAGAUGAUUGAGCAUCAAACCUUCACAGGCAUGGUUGCCGUGCAACGCCAGGCUCGUGAAACCGUUGUCAAGGUGGUCUCCCACCUGGAUACCGAAAACAACGAUAUCCGAACCAAUCUCGUUGUUCUAUUCGCGAACUUCCUUCUACUGUGCGCGUAUGGGUUACUUACGAAUAUAUUGCCAACCUCGCCUCUGGCAGCUGGGAUUCGAUUUGUAUUCUUCUCUCAGCAGGACUCCGGGUCAAGUACAG
Molecule: messenger RNA, 427 nt
Organism: Sphaeroforma arctica JP610
Lineage: Eukaryota; Ichthyosporea; Ichthyophonida
Exons: 4
Source: RefSeq, a predicted model, not a curated record